Messenger RNA from Vicia faba (fava bean), 846 nucleotides. The record is from the annotation of a GenBank genome assembly. NCBI's taxonomy places the organism in Eukaryota, Viridiplantae, Streptophyta, Magnoliopsida, Fabales, Fabaceae.
AUGGCUGCGCCAUUUUUCUCAACGCCUUUUCAGCCUUAUGUUUAUCAGAGCCAGCAAGAUGCAAUAAUCCCUUUUCAGAUUUUAGGUGGUGAAGCUCAGGUUGUUCAGAUAAUGUUGAAGCCACAAGAAAAAAUCAUCGCGAAGCCUGGUUCCAUGUGCUUUAUGUCUGGAUCAGUUGAAAUGGAAAAUGCAUACGUUCCAGAAAAUGAAGUAGGCAUAUGGCAGUGGUUGUUUGGCAAAACUAUAUCUAACAUUGUUGUUCGCAAUUCUGGACCGAGUGAUGGGUUUGUUGGAAUUGCUGCGCCUUAUUUUGCUAGAAUUCUCCCGAUUGAUUUGGCAAUGUUUAAUGGAGAGAUCCUGUGUCAGCCUGAUGCAUUUUUGUGCUCAGUCAAUGACGUGAAGAUCAGCAACAUAGUUGAUCAAAGGGGCCGUAAUGUUGUUGCUGGGGCUGAGGCAUUUUUGAGGCAGAAGUUAUCUGGCCAAGGGCUUGCAUUCAUUCUAGGGGGUGGAUCCGUUGUACAGAAAAAUCUCGAGGUUGGUGAAGUUCUAGCUGUUGAUGUUUCUUGCAUUGUUGCUGUGACGAGUACAGUCGAUAUCCAAAUAAAAUAUAAUGGUCCCGCAAGAAGGACAAUGUUUGGAGGAGACAAUGCGGUAACAGCUCUUCUAACUGGACCAGGCAUUGUGUUCAUACAAAGUUUACCCUUUCCUCGUUUCUCUCAACGAAUUGCUAGGGCGGUGACAUCGCCUAACAUGAGGGAAAAUCCAAAGUUUUUUGUUCAGAUCGCCCUUUUCUUUUUCCUGGCAUAUGUUGUCAUUGUAUCUUCAUUAAUAUUGACAGAUGUAUGA